CAUACAAUAAAAGCCGGAGCCCUCCACGCAGUCCGCAUCUCCGCUGGAGCCCUCCGACCAGACUGCAUCUCAACUACAGCACCUCUCUCUUCUGCCAAGAUGAGCAAGAAAUGCCCUGAUGCUCAGACCGAGCUGGAAAAGGCCAUUGAGACGAUCAUUAACAUUUUCCAUCAAUACUCAGUGCGCGUGGGGCACUUUGACACCCUGACCAAGAUGGAGAUGAAACUACUGAUUGAAAAGCAGCUUCCAAACUACAUGAAGAACCAGACCAAGCCCGGCGAAAUUGAUGCACUGUUCAAGGAUCUGGACAAGAAUAAGGAUAAGCAGCUGAGCUUUGGGGAGUUCAUGGUCCUGAUCACCAGGGUGACCAUCGCGACCCAUGAGCACCUGCACCACUGUGGAGAGGAAGAGGGCCAACAUCAUCAUCAGGAUGAGCAUCAUCAUCACUAAAGCAGAGGGGAUCAUGAGCUGGGGCCCAAACCCAUGGGGGAUUCCCCUUCAUGGGCUCUGAUGUUCAAUUUGGCCUCUAAAUAAUAAAGAUUUGCUCCAAAUA
Messenger RNA from Alligator mississippiensis (American alligator), 553 nucleotides. RefSeq names its product protein MRP-126. NCBI's taxonomy places the organism in Eukaryota, Metazoa, Chordata, Crocodylia, Alligatoridae. Bases 100 to 450 code for a protein of 116 amino acids. Gene Ontology annotation, molecular function: calcium ion binding. The transcript is spliced from 3 exons. Gene Ontology annotation, cellular component: extracellular exosome; cytoplasm. The record is from RefSeq and is a predicted model, not a curated record. Gene Ontology annotation, biological process: endothelial cell migration.